AUGAGCGAUGAUGAGGAGGAGGUGGCAGCGGCCUUGGAAGCAAGGCUACAAACCUUGGAACAUCUCAAUAGCCAGGAGGCUGCUACCAUGUUGAGCCGCAUGGCACCACAACAGGCAUCCCAAAUGAUGCUUUUAAUGGGAAGCAGCAAGCGCUCAGAGGUGCUGGAGGUCAUGACUGAGGCACAGAAAGAAUCCAUCGCUGCAGCCCUUCCUGCGGAUACCGCGAUAGCGCUGGGAAUGCAGAGUGUAGAGAAGGCAGCGGAUGGAGAUGCAGACGUCACAACCUUCAAGCCCCCUCCACGAGGACCUCUGAUGGAAGAUCAACAGGGUAGUGUGGAAAGGGACACAACUAUGGAAGCCUCCGAGUCUGCAGUGGGUUUGGAGUCCGAAACUCCUGAGCAAGCUUCAUCUCAACCCCAGGUUGCCAGAGAGGCUCCGGGUGAGGUUUGCACGGUGCAAGAAACUGGGUCUGGAGCCUCAUCCAGCUCCACCUCAGAGGAUGAGGAUGCCGGGGCAACUGCUAUGAUUGAAAUCCCAAGCCAUACCUCACUUGGAGCUGUGGAAUCACAACCAAGCCAGGUACAGGAUGAGAGCGCAUCAUCUACCAAGGUUUGUGGAAGUGAAAGCCAAGUGGUGGAAGAGGGGGGUUGUACAGCACCAGCAGCUGCGGCUGCAGCAACAGAAGAGAUUCCAACAGAAGCCGUAGAAGUUGUCGAGGAUGUGCAGGACGGGAUUGUUGACACCUGGCUCGUAAAUGACAAGCCAGCGGUUCGCGAGCACAUCUCAGUCCGUGGUUACAUGUCAAGGCCAGCCGCUCAGAUGCAUCCAGACACCUCGUCAAGGGAUGCCGCACAGGUUGCCUUCCAUUUGAGCCCUUUGCCUGACCACACCAUAGCGAAAUACCUAGAGGAGUUGCCGCCGCAGGAAUGCGAAGCAGUCUUGGCCAAUUUUCCGCCAGAGAGGCGUCGGUCGAUUUUAGAUCAUUUGUGUGAGGAGGAAGUAUCAUCCAGCUCUUCCACUCAGGUAAAGCCGCCCAGAGUCUCGCAGCUCAGCGAGAGAGCCUUAGGCUUUGCUGGCAAUAUGGCAGCAAGAGCCAAGCAAGGCAUCUCGGAGAUGGCGCCAGAGGCCUCGACCAAGACCGCGGCUGCUAGCCAUGUUGCAGCCACGGAGAUGAAACGCGCGGCUGCAAGGGCCAGCCAUGCGGCGGGCUGGGCGCGUCAUAGCAUGAGCCAAGCAGCAGAUAAAGCAGCUGCAACGAAAAGUGCAGAGUACGCCAAGACCGCUGCCAACAGCGCCCUGAGCGCUGCACGUGUGGGUGUAUCAUCUGCAGCGCAUCAGGCACCAGGGGGAAAACGGAGGGAGGAGGGAACUAUUGGGUCGCUGCCCCCAAAAUCGUUGAAACGAUCCAGUUUCAGGGCCUACGUUUGUAUUGUAUGA
Molecule: messenger RNA, 1437 nt
Organism: Cladocopium goreaui
Lineage: Eukaryota; Dinophyceae; Suessiales; Symbiodiniaceae
Source: the annotation of a GenBank genome assembly